Messenger RNA from Dictyostelium purpureum, 1635 nucleotides. RefSeq lists its product as uncharacterized. The transcript has 2 exons. Gene Ontology annotation, cellular component: nucleus. The record is from RefSeq and is a predicted model, not a curated record. Gene Ontology annotation, biological process: mRNA splicing, via spliceosome. Bases 1 to 1635 code for a protein of 544 amino acids. NCBI's taxonomy places the organism in Eukaryota, Evosea, Eumycetozoa, Dictyosteliales, Dictyosteliaceae.
AUGAACAAUGAUAAUAAUAAUAAAGGAUUAUCAAAUGAUGAUUUUAGAUCGUUAAUAGAAAAAAAGCCAAUCAAUAAUAGCAAUAAUAAUAGCAGUAGUAAUAAUAAUAAAAAAAAUAAUAAUAAUAAAACAAAAUGGUUGGAUAGAGAUUAUGAAUAUUACCAAAAUGCACCAGAAAAGAAAAAUGAUCCAAAUUAUUUAGAUAGAGCAAGAGAGAGAAGAACUCAAAAUACUGAUGAAGGCCAAAAUCAAAUUAAAAAAGGUUUAGAUUUUGAAUUAUUACAAAAUACAAAAGAGAAAUUAAAUUUAGAUAAUAAACAAAACCAGCAUCAUCAAAAAGAUCAAAAAUAUCAAAGCGAGAUUGAUAAAAUUAAAAACUUGAAACAUAAAACUCAACUAGGUUCAUCAAUGAUAAAAACAUUAGCAAAUAUUACAGCUGAUAAAUCCAAUGAUAUUAAAAAGAAACAACAAAUUAAAAACAAUAAAGAAAUAUUUCAAACCAAUAGAAUGCUUUAUUUAUUUGAUUUGGAUCCAGUUUUUCCUCAAUUAAUACCAACAACUAUUAUGAAUAGUAAAGAAGACUGUCCAAAAGUUAAAGAAACAAUAUCAGGCCGUUUAGAUACAAAUAUUUUAAAAAGAAUUAUAGGUUUUUACCAUCCAGAAAAAGAAAUACAAAUAGUUAAGCAGUCAAUCAACGGAAAUGGUGGCAUCGGUGACGAUAGUAUAUUUUCAGAUUCAGAUAAAGAUGAAAAAGAAAAAGAAAAUAGUAAAAAAGUUGUAGUUAUUCAAAAGCAAGACGAUUCAGAUUCAGAUUCAGAUAUUUUUUCAGAUGCAGAAGAUUAUGUUUGUGAAGUAAAUAAAUCAACAACUACCACAACAACAGAAACACAAGCAAAAUCACACCAUUACUUUAAAAAUAAAGAAGACUAUUCAGAUGAAUUCAAACCAAUUGGUAAAGAAGGUGAUGAAAAUGACCACAAUGAUAUCUAUGAUGUUCCAAGACCUCCACAACUAUACGAUGAAGAAGAGGAGGAAGAUGAAUACACUUAUCCAAACACAGAUGAUAAUUAUAAUAAACAAUAUGCAGACCAGGAUGAAGAAGGAGUAUAUGACAUACCAAGACCACCUCAAGAAGAUGAUGAAGAGGGUGAAACUAUUAUCGAAAGAAAUCAACCAAUGCAAAAUGAUGAUGAUGAUGAUGACGAUCAAGAAGAUGAAUAUGCUUAUCCAAAUACCGAUGAAAACUAUGAACAGCAUGAAAAAGAUUAUAUGCAAGAGCAAGAAAGAAGACUCAACGAAUCAUCAUCAUCAGAUGAAGAGAAUGAUAUAAUAUCACUGGAUACCAAUAAUGAAAAACUAAAGAGAAAGCUUAUGGACACCUAUGGCGAUGACGAUAUAUAUCCACAAUUUGAAGGCUUCGAAAGAGAAAGAGGUGAAAAGAUUAAUAUAGACGAAAUGUAUAAAUUCAAAAAACCAAACUCCAACAAAGAUAGUCAACGAUCAGAUGAACAAAAAAAGAAACAAAAACUAAAUAAAGAUAUGAAUAGGAUCAACCAAAUUAUGAAAAAAAAUUCAAAAGAAUCUGGAACCAAACACUACGAUUUAUUUGAAGGAUCAAAAAAAAAUAAAAAAUAA